Messenger RNA from Elephantulus edwardii (Cape elephant shrew), 1968 nucleotides. RefSeq names its product lectin, galactoside-binding, soluble, 3 binding protein (gene LGALS3BP). The record is from RefSeq and is a predicted model, not a curated record. The transcript is spliced from 7 exons. NCBI's taxonomy places the organism in Eukaryota, Metazoa, Chordata, Mammalia, Macroscelidea, Macroscelididae. Bases 1 to 1968 code for a protein of 655 amino acids. Gene Ontology annotation, cellular component: membrane; extracellular matrix. Gene Ontology annotation, molecular function: protein binding.
AUGCCCCAGCGGGCAGCCUUCACGUACACAGAGCUGGUGAGAACCGGCCUGGUGGCACCUGAGAGACAGCAGGACGCACCGCCUCACAGCAAAGACAACACCAUCGUGCGCUCAAACAUUACACCCCUCGGAGCCAGCCCCCUGGAUGGGCGGAGGGCGCUGCGGGGGUUUGCCACACUCAGCCACGCAGCGGGUCACAGACCCAGCUCCACCCAGCCUGCCACGGCCCUGGAGGAUCAAGCCUCAGGCAGCAUGGCCCUGUCCCUGCUCCUCUGGACGUGUCUGCUGGUCGCAGAGAGCCACGGACUGGAGGACGGCGACAUGAGGCUGGUGGACGGGGACGCACCCAACAAGGGCCGAGUGGAGAUCUUCUACAGAGGCCAGUGGGGGACCGUGUGUGACAACGGCUGGGACCUGGUGGAUGCCAGCGUGGUGUGCCGUGCCCUGGGCUUCCAGAAUGCCACCCAAGCUCUGGACAAUGCUGCCUUUGGGCCAGGGUCAGGCCCCGUCAUGCUGAGCGAGGUGAGGUGUGCAGGCACUGAAUUGUCGCUGGCCGACUGCAAGUCCCCGGGCUGGAUGCAAAGUGCCUGUCAACACAGGGACGACGCGGGCGUGGUCUGCGCCAAUGAAACCAUAAGUGAACCUGUGCACACCCUGGACCUCUCCGGAGAGCUGGAGCAGGCACUCCAUGGGAUCUUCGACAGCCAGCAGGGCUGUGACCUGUCCAUCCGGGUGCAGGCCGGCGGGGAGGAGGCCCUCAGCAUGUGCGCACACACGCUCAUCCUGUCCACCAACCCCGAGGCCCAGGCUCUGCUGCGGGGGCCAGGCGGUACUGUCACCAUGGAGGUGGAGGCCGAGUGCGUGCCUGUGGUCACCGACUUCAUCGGGUACCUGUACUCCCGCAGACUGGACGUGACCUCAUCUACAGUGAAAUGCUUCCACCAGCUCGCCUCCACCUACGAGGCCCCAUGGCUGCGGGACUACUGCGCCCGCCUCUUCACCACCCUCCUCCCCCAGGACCCCUCCUUCCGGACGCCCCUGCAGCUCCACGCCUACGCGCUGACCACCCACGACGCCCUGCUGGAGUCGCUCUGCGUGCGGUUCCUGGCCUGGAACUUCGAGGCGCUGACGCAGACCGACGCCUGGGCCACCGUGCCCCUGCCCCUGCUGCGCACGCUACUCUCCAGCAGUGAACUGGCCGUGUCCAGCGAGCUGGCCCUGCUGAAGGCCAUCGACGCCUGGAGCCAGGGGGCCAGUGCCUCGCACGCGGAGCUGGGGGCGCUGCUGGAGGAGGUCCGCUUCCCCAUGAUCCCGCCCUCGGAGCUCUUCCAGCUGCAGUUCAACGUGUCUCUGCUGCAGGCGCACGAGGCCUUGCUCCACAGGCAGAUGCUGCAGGCCCUGGAGUUCCACACGGUGCCCUGCGGGCUGCUGGCCCAGCACCGGGCCCUGAACCUCACCCAGCCCGCCUUCCAGCCCCGGCGGCUUUACACGUCCCCCACCUGGAGCGGCUCCCUCAGGAACAACCUCUCCGGUUCCCGGCGGUCCAAUUACCCUUAUGAGUACAACACAAGAUCCUACUACUCUCAGUCUUUCAAGACCCCCCAGCACCCCAGCUUCCUCUUCCAGUCCACACGCCUCUCCUGGUCAUUGUUCCUCCUGCCCACCGUCCAGAGCUGCUGGAACUAUGGCUUCUCCUGCAGCGCCUCCGACGUGCCCGCCCUGGGCCUGACCAGGUCCGGCUACCCUGACUCAGCCAUCCGCUACGAGAACAAAGCCCUCAUGCUCUGCAGCAGUGGCCUGGCGGUCGCCGUCACUGACUUCGAGGGCCAGAAGGCCCCACUGCCCAGGGCCCUGAGCGUCAAUGGCUCCAGGGACGCACCCCUCUUCCCCUGUCCACAGGGUUCCUUCAGCAGCUUCCGCGCUGUCAUCCGGCCCGUCUACCUGACCAACUCCUCCAGCGUCCAGUAG